AGAAAUGGAAGAUGUUUCAAGGGGUGGUAGAGGUUUAAGAGCUUCUGCUCCAGAGUUUACCUUUCAAGACGUAAGAAAGCACUCGGAUAGUUUUCAUGGUUAUUCCGCAAGUAGCAGCGAUAUUUCGAUUUCGACUGCAGAAGAUGAUGUCACCCUGUCGGAUGACGUCCCUUCUUUUAGAAACCUUAACUAUUUAGUGAAUUCAAAAGCCGGUAAUUUGGCUGGCUCAUCUUUAAUAGAGACAACAAGGAAACAGUCACUGGGCAGUCCCUCGAGACAACCAAGAAAGAAUAUCGUUUUUCAGGAAAAUCUUAGUGAAAAAAGUUGUAUGACGGAAGAUCUUUUUGAAGAGAGUCGCUUAGUACGAAGUUCCAAAAAGAAAGUUGACUGGAUUUUCUGUUCUCAUCAAAUAACCUCUAGCCUUCCUACAACAAUCAACCAGUAUCACUCUCUAUAUCAGAUAGAGGAAACAUCUUCUGGAGUUCCUGUGUUUCUCAACUAUAGAUGUCUGUCAUCGUCAGAUGGAAAAGUUUACCUUCUUCGAAGAGUUCUUGGAGCUGUACCCUUUGAUUCUCAGUUUGUCUUAAAAUGUGUGGAAAGAUGGAAAAAAAUUCGGCAUCCCUCUGUUGUCCCGCUAUGUGAAGUGUUUUCUACUUUUGCUUUCACUCAAGGAGCUGCAAAUGAGCUUGUAUUUGUUUAUCCAUUUUACGACAACGCCCAAAUAUUUCGAAAGGUAAACAGUAUUUGUAAACUAUUUUCGACAUUUCAGAAGGGACUUCAGGUUUAUCUACCCAGUGAGGAUGAAGAGAACAAGCAAGUAUUUCCCUUACCUGAGAAAGUGAUUUGGACCAUAUUGAUACAAUUAAUUUCUUCAUUGGAUGCUUUGCAUUCAGCAGAGAUGGUUGCAGGCGAGUCAUUGUCAUCUUCAGGAAUUCUUGUUGUGGGUACGCACAGAAUCCGGUUGAAUAAAUGCGGUAUCGCCGAGUCGCUUUCAACUGAUUCGGUUGGUAGUAAAAACUAUUCUCAAUACAGCACUUCUUUUGUACUUGAUAUUGAAAGAAAGAAGCAAGAUGAUGUUUGGAGGUUGAUGCAUCUUUUAUUUCUUUUGACUCUUCGUAGUCACGCUUCCAUCGUAAAGAAUGGAGUAUUGCAAAUCGGGGUGAAUGAUGCGCUCAAUGUAUUGCAGAGUAUGGCUUUUUAUUCUCACGACAUUUUGCAUAUUCUGUCGUUCCUUGUCGAUCACUAUAAUAGGACCUUACCUGUUUCCAUAACACAAAUUUGUUCUAUAGUGGCACCACAAAUAAUUUAUGACUACGGACAUGUAUGGCUUCAUGCGGAUACCUUGGAAGCUGAGCUGGAUAGAAGACUGAAUUCUAGUCGGUUAUUUCAACUCAUCAGUCUAUUCGGUUUCGUCCUGGAUUGGGAUGACAGUUCUACAAUUUCACAGUGGUCCGAAACAGAAGAUAAAUUUGUCCUUAGAUUAUUUUAUGAUUAUAUGUUCCAUCCAUAUGAUAAUGAGAAUAAGUGUUUUCUUGAUAUAAGUCACGUGAUUGAAUGUUUAAAUCGAGUGGAUGUGGGUUCUGAAGAGCUCAUGCUUCUUGCGUCCAAAGAUAGCAAAUCUCUUUUGGUUGUUUCCUAUGCGGAUAUAAGAUGUAGUUUAGUAAAAGCACUAUCUGAACACGGAAUAAGUCUAUGAUGAUACGCUCAAAAAAAAAUAA
Messenger RNA from Galdieria sulphuraria, 1718 nucleotides. Its product is annotated as PAB-dependent poly(A)-specific ribonuclease subunit 3 isoform 2. Gene Ontology annotation, biological process: mRNA processing; protein phosphorylation; nuclear-transcribed mRNA poly(A) tail shortening. The coding region runs from base 5 to 1696 and encodes 563 amino acids. Gene Ontology annotation, cellular component: PAN complex; P-body. The transcript has 8 exons. Gene Ontology annotation, molecular function: poly(A) binding; protein kinase activity; ATP binding. Lineage: Eukaryota; Rhodophyta; Bangiophyceae; Galdieriales; Galdieriaceae. The record is from RefSeq and is a predicted model, not a curated record.